Messenger RNA from Hordeum vulgare subsp. vulgare (domesticated barley), 894 nucleotides. RefSeq lists its product as uncharacterized. The coding region runs from base 125 to 748 and encodes 207 amino acids. The record is from RefSeq and is a predicted model, not a curated record. The transcript has a single exon. NCBI's taxonomy places the organism in Eukaryota, Viridiplantae, Streptophyta, Magnoliopsida, Poales, Poaceae.
AGAGCCAGAGAGGCUGACCGGCUUCGCCGCCCAGCCUCAUACCCACGGCAAUUCUUGGUCUCUCCCCCUUCACCGACGCCUAAUUGUUGUUCUCAGGACUCAGGACAUCCCGGUCGCCGGUUCCAUGGCGGGCGACCUCGGCAGCUCGUCUGCAACCGCAACGGCGCGGCCCACACGACCGACCAUGCCCGGUCGCUCCAGCAGCAUGACCCACGUUCACGAGCACGCCAGCGCAGCAUCCGGCGCCAAGCCCAGAGACGGGGCCGGACCGCUUGGUCGCCCUCCCACGCGCAGCUACAGCCAGAGCCACCGGCACAGCCAGCAGCAUCCCCGCCGCUCGUACCACCGACGCAGCCACAGCCACAGCGAAGGCGAGCCGGCCAGCAAGCAGCCCGGGUGCAAGCAGCUGACCGGCGAAACGAUGGGCGGACUGGCCACCGCUAGCUGCCUCCUCCCGUGCGCGGUGGUGGACUUCGCCUUCCUCGCCACGGUGCGGGCGCCGGUGGCGCUGUGCCGCCGCGCGGUGCGGGGGAGCCGGCACAGGCGCUCGGCCUCGGUGGGAGAGGCCGAGAUGGCGAAGCUCCGCGAGGAGGCCGACAGCGUGCUCAAGUUCGGCAGGACGGCGUCGGCGUGGCCGGCAAUGACACCGGCGGACGGGGAGGAGGAGCUGGAGAAAAAGGUGUGGGCGAGCUUCAACGACGCCGGAUUCGGGAGGACCUCGCCGCAUCUCGACAACGAUAUCAGUUGAUCGGAAGAGACGCGGCGGCUCUCUGCAGGUCGAGCAUGUAACGGAAGUUGUUUUUUUUUUCUAACGUUACCGCGGUAUGUGUGUACCGAUAAUGGAUCCAACACUCAUUGUAACGUCAGGAUUCAUUUCAACUUUAUAGCAGGUAU